CCUGUAUGAGGGACAUCUGGUUGGACAGCUCUGAUCAUAAAUGCCUUGUUUGAAAAUGUUUUUAAAUGUAAUUAAAUACAUAUAUCUAUCACAAGGUGAUCAUUCCAUUAUAGCAAUAAUUUAAGUUUUGUUUUCUCGAGAGAAUAAUUUUGAGGACUGGGGAAGAGGCGACGGCAAGGUGUCCAGUUUAUAUAUAAAAAUAAAAUUUGGGAAAUCAAUACAUGAUGAAGAAGUUUAAUUUCCGCAAGGUGCUGGACGGCUUGACAGCGGCGUCUUCGCCGGCUCACCCGGGCAGCGGCGGACUCGGAUCCGGGGCAGGGGGCAGUGGAGGCGGUGUCAGUAGCGGAGGAGGCAGCGGCAGUAGUGGCGGCGGCGGUGGUACCUCGGGAGGAGGGAGAGGAGGAGCUGGGGAUGCGGAAAUACCCGAGACUCUCACGUCGGAUCACUUCCAGAUCUGUAAGACCGUGCGCCAUGGCUUCCCCUGCCAACCGACGGCCUUAGCUUUUGAUCCAGUACAAAAAAUUCUUGCCAUUGGGUGCCGCACAGGAGCUCUACGAAUACUAGGUCGUCCUGGAGUUGACUGCUAUUGCCAACAUGAUAGCGGGGCAGCUGUGCUGCAACUUCAAUUCUUGAUAAAUGAGGGAGCUUUAGUAAGUGCAUGUGCAGAUGACACACUUCAUCUGUGGAAUCUUCGUCAAAAGCGCCCAGCGGUUCUUCAUUCACUCAAAUUCAACAGAGAAAGGAUUACCUGCUGCCAUCUCCCUUUCCAGAGUAAAUGGUUAUAUGUGGGAACGGAGCGAGGAAACAUGUACGUUGUAAAUAUCGAGUCCUUUGUCCUUUCGGGAUAUGUCAUCAUGUGGAAUAAAGCGAUAGAACUGUCUACAAAAACUCACCCUGGCCCUGUUGUUCAUUUAAGUGACAGUCCAAGGGACGAGGGGAAACUGCUCUUGGGGUUUGAAAGUGGAACAGUUGUACUGUGGGACGUCAGGUCAAAGAGGGCAGAUUUUAGAUUUUAUUAUGAUGAGGCUAUCCAUUCUAUCAGCUGGCAUCAUGAAGGGAAGCAAUUCAUGUGCAGCCAUUCAGAUGGUAGUUUAACACUUUGGAACUUGAAAAGCCCAAACAAACCUUUUCAGAUAAUAGUACCACAUGGUAAAGUCCAGCGAGAUGGUAAGAAACCUGAGUCUUGCAAACCAAUCCUAAAAGUAGAUCAUAAGACUUGCAGAAAUAGCGAACCGUUUACUAUUUUUUCUGGAGGACUGUCCUAUGAUAAAGCAUGCAGAAGACCCAGUCUGACAAUUAUGCAUGGCAAAUCUAUUACAGUUCUGGAAAUGGAUUAUCCCAUUGUGGACUUCCUAACUCUCUGUGAAACACCCUAUCCAAAUGAAUUCCAGGACCCUUAUGCUGUGGUUGUACUACUUGAGAAGGAUCUGAUUGUUGUUGAUCUUACACAAAACAAUUUUCCCAUCUUUGAAAACCCGUAUCCAAUGGAUGUGCAUGAAUCUCCAGUGACUUGCUCUGAGUAUUUUGCAGAUUGUCCUCCUGAUUUGAUACCUGCCCUCUAUUCUAUUGGAGCCAAACAACAAAAAAAGCAGGGAUAUAGCACAAAGGAAUGGCCAAUUGCUGGUGGUACAUGGAACUUGGGUGCACAAACAUAUCCCGAGAUAAUCAUAACAGGGCAUGCAGAUGGUUCUUUGAAGUUCUGGGAUGCUUCUGCCAUAACUCUUCAAGUAUUAUACAAACUGAAAACUUCCAAAGUGUUUGACAAACAGAAGGUGAAAGACGGAAAGCAGACUGCAGAGAUUGUCGAAGAGGAUCCCUAUGCAAUACAGAUGAUCAGUUGGUGUCCGGAAAGUCGAAUUUUUUGUGUUGCAGGCAUCUCGGCGCAUGUUAUUGUUUAUAGAUUUAGUAAGCAUGAAGUUACAGCUGAGAUAAUGGCUCUUGAGCUACGAUUACAGUAUGAAAUUGAAGACAUUGUUACUCCAGAACCUGAAUCGGUGCAGCCAUUCACUGAUACGUCUUCUCAGCUUUCAUCUUCAAAGAGUCCAGCAUUAUCUGGUAGUGCAAAUGCAUUAGCACCGGAGGGAGUAAGAGACAGCAUCCCAUGUCUCAAGGUGAAAACUCGUCCUGUCAAAAUGGCUCCUGGAUAUCAGGCUGAUCUCGUCAUUCAGCUGGUAUGGAUUGAUGGGGAACCACCUCAACAGAUCACCAGCCUAGCAGUUAGUUCUGCCUAUGGUCUUGUGACAUUUGGAAACUGCAAUGGUUUGGCAGUUGUAGACUUUAUGCAGAAGACCAUUCUACUUAGUAUGGGAACCAUUGAGCUUUAUGGUACAAGUGACCCAUUUCAACGCCAUCUCAAAUCUCCUCGUAAGAGCAAACAGCUCACUGCAGAAAAUCUUUGCAUGCGUGGCCUGUCUAGUUUGUACUCACUGAAACGGCUCCGUACAUCUUAUCAGAGCUUGACUGAACUUGCGGAUAGCCCUGGAUCACUGGAGGUUGAACGCUGCAAAUCACCCACCUCAGGUAGAGUAAAAGGACCAAGAAAGUUAAGUCUGCCGACAGAUCUUAAGACUGAUCUCGGAUCUGUGAAAGGUUCCUGUUUUGAAGGGAGAACAGCUGUUUCAAAGAACUCAGUGAAAGCUUUUGAGAAGACUAGAACAAUAUUUGAAGAUCACAUCAAUGGAGUGUGCACGAGCCCUACAUCCCAACCCUGCAACACUGGGAAACGCCUUUCCAUUGUAGAUUCUUCAAAAUUGAACCGUCGUGGACCAGGACGGCCACCUUUUCGAAAAGUACAGUCUGCUGCCUGCAUGGAAAUCUCAUUGCCUCUCACCCACACAGAAGAAAGUAAAGAAAAUACUUUUAAUCGAUCAAGAAGUUCCAGCGUCUCCAGCAUUGACAAAGAAUCAAAGGAGGCCAUAACGGCUUUGUACUUCAUGGAGUCCUUCAGCCGUAAGAUGGACACAACCCUCUCACCAUGUCUCUGGGUUGGUACCAGUCUGGGUACAGUACUAGUUAUCUCAUUGAACCUUCCUCCAGAGGAGCAAAGAUACUCAGAGCCACUCAUGGUUUCUCCCAGUGGUACAGUGUUUAUGUUGAAAGGAGCCAUAUUAACAUUUUCCUCUUUGGAUUCUGUGGGUGGUCUAAUACAUCCCCCAUAUGAGGUGUGGAGAGAUCUAAACAGUGAAGAUAAGGAUGAUAAAGGACGGAGAAGAAAGCUAGUAAAAUUUUCACCAUCUUCCUCUCAGGAGAUGGCAGACCACCAAUAUGUAGUGCUCUGCUCUGAAAAACAAGCCAAACUCUAUUCACUUCCUUCUCAGUGCUGUUUGUACGUACACAAUAUCACAGAAACUUCCUUUGUAUUACGAGCAGAUGUCGUAACAAUGUGCAAUAGUAUCUGCCUGGCUUGCUUCUGUGCUAAUGGACAUAUUAUGACCUUAAGCUUGCCAAGUCUUAGGCCAUUGCUGGAUGUAAACUACCUUCCUUUAACUGAUAUGAGAAUAGCCCGGACUUUCUCCUUUACAAAUGGUGGACAGGCUCUGUAUCUGAGUUCACCCAGUGAAAUCCAGCGAAUCACCUACAGCCAGGAGAUGUGUGAAAAUCUUCAGGAAAUGCUGGGAGAUUUGUUUACUCCUAUUGAGACUCCGGAGGCCCAGAACAGAGGGUUUUUAAAGGGGUUGUUUGGAGGAAGUGGACAGACAUUUGAUAGAGAAGAGUUAUUUGGAGAGGCUUCAGCAGGCAAGGCAUCUCGAACGCUUGCCCAGCACAUCCCUGGACCUGGUGGACUUGAAGGGGUUAAGGGUGCUGCAUCUGGAGUAGUUGGUGAUCUAGCCCGUGCUCGUAUUGCUUUGGAUGAACGUGGACAGAGACUAGGGGAAUUGGAAGAGCGAACUGCUGCUAUGAUGGCAAGUGCAGAGACCUUCUCCAAACAUGCACAUGAGUUGAUGCUCAAAUGCAGAGAUAAGAAGUGGUAUCAGUUCUGAAGACUACAAGAACAGUUAACUAUGCGUUAAUUCAAUAAUGCCAUUCAGGGAAAUGGAUGUUGUCUCCUUCUAUUGGUUGCCAGAAAGGAAAUGGCUUUUCUCCUCCAAAACUCCUAUUCUCAAAAACAAUAUGAAAAAUAACAUGAAUCCUUCUGUUUCCACAAAUGAAAGAACAAAAGCUGAAUACGAGGUCUCAGUCCAUUGAGACUAGGAUUUUAUCCUUGAAGCUUAUGUUUCCAUUUCACCCAAAUGCAAUAGACGACUCACAUUUUAUUUAAAAAGAGCUUUUUCCUCACUCAGUAUGGAAAGGCAACCCGGUAGCAACUUGUACAGAUUUGAAUGAUAAUGCUCUUAUAGAAAAAAUACUUUAAUACCUUGCAUGGAAAAAAUAUCAUCCUUAUGAUAAACAAAAGCAUGUUAUUAUUGGAGAUGGGAGGGGAUGGAUUUCAUUUCUAGCUUUGACAGAAUACAAAGAGAAAACAAGAAAAAUAUUUCUAUUUUUAAAUCUGCAUAGCAAAGCCAUGUGAACUGCAACAGAGAAUUGACUGUUUGAUGGCCGAAUGAAUGAAUGAUUGGAUGUGCUGUUCAACAAACUGGAAACUGUUGAAUACCAGAUAACCUGGCAGUGAAUCUUUAAAUUUCAUUAAAACUUCCCUUAGCUACAAAUUCUGCUUUGCAUUAGCAUAUUGCUCUGGUAUGAUAAAGAAUAUGCAGCAUGAUUGAUGUUAAUUACAAUAGAGCAGAAGGUCAAACCAUUAGAUUUGUUUCUUGAUUACUCUGUUACAGGGUGUAAUGAAUAUUUCUUUGAGAACUUGGGCAAACUGGAGUCUACCUAAUUGUCAGUGUCUUUUCUCUGCAAGCAUUUAUAUGGGAAACGGUCAUUAUCAGGUUGCAGAAGGUUAUGUACUUUGAGGAGUUGGAUAAUUUAUGGGACAAGAGGCAAACAUUCCAUUGCAUCCCACUCUCCUUCACAACUAACAUAAUCUCAGUUUAUGCCGUGUGGAUUGGUUGGAAGAAAAUAGGAGGAAAAACCUUGAUUAACUUUAAAUUAGAACCUCUCUGUAGCAUUAACUUGUGCACAAAUCAAGUAUUAAUCAUAUAUCUCAAAAGAAACUGGCAUUGUUCACUCCAUGGCUCCGUAUACGUAUAAACUUGUACUGAUGACCAAAACAUAAAGUAAACUAUGGCCGAUUCUGGAAUGUUUCCAGCAUUUUCUGUUUUGAUCACUGAUGCAAAGACAGAGAGAUGCUUGCAUCUCUUUGCUCUCAAGAGCUUUGACUACUCACCAAUACAAACAUCCCACAGUAAAUCUAGUAAGCACUGAUAAUGUACUAUUUUACAUUCAGUGACACAGAUGUGGAAUACAUCUGUUUUGCUAUGUCUCCAAAGUACACAGUUCAACAGAGUUCAUGUUAUCAGAUCUACAAAUAAGAACUGUACAUAGUGCAUUCUCUCCAAUAUCAACAUCACAGUUUUGAUACACUCUUGGCAGUUAAUUACAAUUUACAUUGCUGCCAGCAUGCUUUAUAACUGGAAGCACUGACGGAUUACUUGAUGGUUCUUUAUUUCUAACAAUCCAUUUACAAGAUAAAUCCUGUGAAUAUCCCAGUUAAUCUGGGCAACGAUAGCCAGAACUAAAUGACCCAUCACUAUUUAUAUAGAGUGUGAUUGUCAAAAUUAUGUACUCUGUUGUGGACUUCUUGUCUGAUACGUGGUGAUUUUUGUUUUUUAAAUGUUAGGCAAUCUGUGCCAAUUUCAUUUUAAUCUCUGACAUAAAAGUUAGGGUUUGUAUUUGUGCCUCGUGUUAAAUGUUACAGUGUUUUUACUUGAUCUUUUGUAACACUGGCAUUCACAGAUUUACUUUAGAUAAGACCAUAAGAUUUAGAAGCAGAAUUAGACCAUUCGACCGAUCAAGUCUAUCCGCCAUUCCAUCAUGGCUGAUUGAUUAUCCCUCUCAAUCGCAUUCCCCUGCCUUAUCCCUGUAACUUUUGGCACCCUGAUUACCCAAGAAGCUAUCAACCUCUGCCUUAAAUAUACCCAAUGAACUGGGCUGCACAGCUAUUUGUGGCAAUGAAUUCCACAGAUUCACCACCCUCUGGCUAAAGAAAUUAUUCCUCAUCUCAGUUCUAAAUGGACGCCCCUCAAUUCUGAGGCUGUGCUCUCUUGUCCUAGACUCCCCCACUAGAGGAAACAUCCUCCCCAAAUCCACUCUAUCCAUACCUUUCAAUAUUUGAUAGGUUUCAUUCUUUCAAACUCCAGUGGAUACAAGCCCAGAGCAAUCAAAUGUUUCUCAUACGUUAACUCUUUCAUUCCUCAGAUUUUUCUCGUGAACCUUCCUGUGGACCCUCUCCAGUACCAGCACAUCUUUUCUUAGAUAAGCGGCCUAACACUGCUUAUAAUACUCCAAGUGCAGUCUGACCAAAAAUGUGGUUUCCACAAAUGUUGAGAAAAUAGUGGUUUACAAUAUUUACAAUCAUGAAUUACAAUAUUUAACUCUUUAAUUUUAUACAAGAAUAUGCAGAGAAAAGCUUUCAACUCUAAUGAUUAUGUAGAAUUAAAUUAAGCUAGUUUUUUUCCUGCACGCAGUUCUCACCAGCACACUAUCAGAAUGCAAAAAUAUUCCUCAUUAAUACCACAUCACCAACAAUCUUGUCCAAUUCACAUUAUGUAGAAUUAAAUGAAGCAACUUGUUCCCCUCACCCAGUUCUUACCAGGGCAUCAUCAGAAUGCAAAAACUUUCCUCAUUAAUUGCCACUGCACCAACAAUCUUGCCCAGUUCAAGUUAGACUUAAUUUAAACAAAUUAAUGUUGGGUUUCACUCCAUUAUCAUCAAAGCAUAAUCCAUAAAGCAAUAAUUAUCAAAAAAAGCUGGCCAUAAAAUUCUCUACCCCUUUCUAAGGCAUGGAUUUAUUUCUUUUCCAAUAUGUAUUGUUGAUGACAUCCACAAGUUGUGAUGUCAUCGUUAUCUCUCAAGAUUGUAAAUAAGGAAGGGAAAAAAGCACAAUUUUUGAAUACCAAAAUAUUUUACAGAAUAUUAACUGAAAAUUUGAAGAGGCAAAGAACUUUGUGUUAUCUAGAAGCAGACUUGUCAUAAAAAAUACCUUACCUUGAUAAAAACUUUUAUUUCAAAAUACUUCAUAUGAAAUACUUCAGUGAGAAAAUUGCAAUCCAUAAAUUUAUUUUGUUUUUUUAGGGAAAGAAAGUAAAAAUUAUAGUUUAGUAAGCCAUUAUAAAAUCUCCAGCUACAUACAACAAAGCAAUAUGUUUUUAGAUUUCCUAUUGAGAUUAGUCUUAAUAUGUAAUUCUGUCAAUUCAAUUAAUUUCCUUUGAAUACUGUUGAGAAGGCAACAAAACAGCUGAAUGUUUGAAGGACAUCAGAAAUAAUGACAGCAAAUACUAUUUAUUUGAGUGCCAUUAUAACUCCACAAUUUGGCCUUAGUAUAUUUGGGGACAUGUUCAGAACUAUUAGAUUGAAGCAUUAUUGCCUACUGAGAGAUUAAUUAUCUGCAGUCCUAAUCUACUCGGUGCUGCCCCUUAAUCCAGUUUCAAUUUGAACUACCUUCCGUUCCAUUCCCAUUGCUAUUAAUCACUUUGAGCCAUUAAUAAGAUGUAUAAUCAUUAAUUUCCCUCUUGUACUAUUUUAAUUCUUCCUCAAAUUUCUGACAUCAGGGCCUAACCAUGUGAGAAAGUCAAGCUUUACAGGAUUUAUGUGGGUAUAGUGUUCAAAUUAUAGAUGGUCCCAAAAUUCUAGAGAUGGUUAACAAAAUAUAUAUAUUAUGCAUGUUCAAUCUUAUUUUUGUUUUGUAUGUGCUAAGUUUAAAACAGCAUCUGAAUUUUCUAAAAGAUAUAGCUGUUUCAACUAACAACCAGGAUUGGGUCUUUCAGUUGAUCACAAAAGGAUUUCACAUUUGGAAUUAUGGACUCAUACCAGCAUAUUUUUCUGCCUAGGAAAAAUGCAGGGCAUGUGAAAAGGUUUGCGCUGUCCUGAGCUUAUUAAGUUCACAUUUUAAAAUAGGUGUUGAUUCCUUUACUUGCUAUAUUUUCCUUUAAAGGUCCAUGCCCUAUAAUGUAAGUGAACAACUUUAGCUGGACUGUGGCGUAAUCAUAUUGCCACUUUAUGAUACUCCCAUCAUAUUUUUGUGGACAGUUAACAGCUGCAAAUGAUUGAUUUUGCACUGUAAGUGAGAAAUCCCCCAUUGCUAGGUUAACCAAGCAAUUUUUUUUUCUCUUUCCUCAUUUGUAAUUAUUAAUUAAAUUAUUAUUUUAGUAGAUCUUCGGCAUUGUACAUUUGUAACAUUUACAAGUUACAUUUGGUAUACAAAAGUACUAUUUUUAAAGAUUGAUCAUGAUUAGUAUUAAAAACUGAAUGUAUCCAUACUUUAACGUGGCUGGGUCCCAAGAAUUGGAACUAAGGUUUGUAUUGUUCUGAUUUUUUUUUUAAGUUUAACUGGUAAAAUGGUUAAUUAAUUGCAAAUCAUUCUACCAAAAACUAGUCCUAUAUAUUACAUACCAUUAUCCUUGUACAAUAAACUGCCAAUUUAAUGUUUACAUUUUCCAUAUGGUAUAUGCUCUCUUCAGUUCAGUGAAGAUGUCCCUAUCUCCAUGGUUAGAAAUACUGGUGCUUGAUCUCUUUAAUUUUGCACAUGUAAAGGACCAUAACCUUCUGUUAUCAUAUACUCAGCUACAUCACAGAAACAAUGAAAAUGUCUUUCAAAUCUGAAUUACUCCUUUGUGCACUAAGUCAUUUGAUUUAGCUACUUUGGGUUUAUUUGGUUAGUUCUGUUAGAUUCAUAUUUUUAAAAAGACAGGUAUGAAUCGCUCUUUGAUUGUAAUCCUCUUUGCGAGAUUGCAUGGCAGCAAAUCAGGUGCAAUUGUAUCCUGCAGUCUGGCUCAAAUCAAAUGACGUGCUCUGUGAAGAAAAGAAUAAAAUCCAAACUCAUCUUUGCAGUGUGCUCUCAGACCAUAUCACACUUUUAUGGAAACUUGAAUGCAUUUCAUGGCACUUUAUUGGUCUGUGAAACAAUUAGCUGUAGUAUUUUAAGUGAUAAUCAGCAAGAAAAGCACUUUAUUAUUAAGCCCUUCACUGUAACAUUUUUAUUAUGGUUAUGUCUACCAAAGAUAGAAAUAUUUGUUCAGUGGUGGCACAGACUUAUUGAUAUUCUUUCAUGCAUGUGCAAUCCCUAUGCAAGUGAAGUACGACUUUCUUCUCCAAGUGAAAGAAUACAAUCGUCGCCCAUCAUCCAUGAUGAAUAAUGUUUAUUCUCUACAGAUGCAAAAUCUAUUAAAACGUUCCACAAGAUUUAAGUUUCCUUAGAAUGCCAUAUUUGCAUUCCAAUGACUGUGUUCAUUCCAUUUAUUAUUUCACUGGUACUUUUUAAUUACUGUCCAGUAUUGUUCAUUGUUACAGAAUAAACCACUAUAGCAAGGCAGAACUUCCAAAAUUGUUUAACUGUCCAGUAAUUACAGCUGUGUGAAAGUUGUGACGAAACUUCAAUAUAAAGAAAACACUUCAAAUUAAUUUCAGUGAUACAGCGUACAACAGGCCCUUUCCCCUUCCAGCACAAGGAGUGGUGCUGCCUAGCAGCCCACCUAUUUAACCCGAGCCUAAUCUCAGGACAAUUUACAAUGACCAAUUAAGCUACUAACCGGUACAUUUUUGGCCCAUGGUAGAAAAGCAGAGCACCCAGAGGAAACCCUGGUGGUCAUGGGGAGAAUGAACAAACUCCUUACGGACGGAGCUGGAAUUGAACUCUGAACUCCAAUGUCCAGAGCUGUAACAGCGUCGCAUUAACCACCUGGCUAUAUUACACUUUGAAUGAUUUAAUGACACACAAAAAACACAAUCACCAGAGAUGAGUUCAUUCACAAACCUCAACUGUGUUUCAUUACACUGUAUCAGCUUGUUUCCUUUUAAAGUAAUUGAUGUUCAUUCUUGUGGGUUGAUGCAUCUGUGUAUAUGUAUACAGAUAUUAGUUACUGAUUGAUUUCUAUACACAAUGAUCAUCUGGGUGCUUCCUGUGCCAGUUGCAGAAUGAGGAAGGUGAAGUAUCUAAUUGUGCAGGCUUUUGGGAUAGCUCGAGAACAAAUCUGCCAUUACUCUGCAUCUUUUUUUUCCACAAAUGUCUGUUUUGUUCAGGGGAGUAUGAAGAGCUGUUGACCAUAAGUUGUCAGAGACAAUUUUUCUGCUGCAUGUUAAUUGGCCUUAUGAAGUAGCCUUUUGGAGUUAGAAUAUGCUUAUUUGAUUUUGAUGCUGGCCUUUCAAUGUAAUGCAGAACUGAGUGCAGAUAUUCUGUCCAGCUGUCCAUUACAGGAGCUCAGUAUUCCUUUAACCAUUCUUCACGAAUGGGAUCAGGGACACAAAGAAAUAAGGGACAGGAUGUUGAUAAGAACAAUACGCACAUUUCUGUGAUACUGUUGUCUAAUUCUGACAGGAAAUACCAGCCAUCCAGAAACAGGUCUACUACAACACUUGGGACUAUUACCAGUGCAAUGGUAAGUUUAGUGGCGACAUGGCACAUGUUUUUCAUCGCACUGUUGUCCAUAUUUUAAUCACAAAUGGGGCAAUCACAGCAUAAGAAAUACCAUCACUAUCUCUUUUGUCUUUAAAUCAUCAUACCAAGAGUAGCACUUGGGUUUUAAAAUUAGACAAUGGGAAAUGUACUCAAUUGCCUUUCUAAGAUUUCUCUCUAUUCCAUUUCAUUCCCCAUCAGGUUACUCAUAACAUUGAGGAAUUCUGAUAAUCAAUGCAUCACUGUCUGUAAUGAAAUGAAACAGAUCUAACCAAUGUAUUGUCAUUGAAUUCUCCAGUGCUGUACACUGUGUUUUAGUCAGCAAUGAUUGAGCAGGAACAUAUGGUGAUUGAAGUAUCUUAGUACACGUAGCAACAUCUAAAGCUAUGGAUUUUUCUAUUGUCUGUAAGUAGUGACUCCUUGCAUAGCAACCAGAUGUUAGAUCUUUUGCUUUUCUAAUUAUUCUAGUUCUUCAAGAACUCCUUGGAUUCUAAGUGGCUAUCAUGUGUUAGUUGCUCAAGAUAGUUGUCAUGGAAGCUCUUUAAAAGGUCCCACCUGACAAAGAAUUUGAUUUUACCUUUAAAAAUAGAGCGAAUAGAAUCUUAUUUUUCAGUUGAGAUUGUUGUAUUUAGUUAUCACUGCAGUGUGGACAUUAAGAGACACUGAUGUUGUUAAUGCAUACAAUUUCUUUGGAACCUGCAGCAUUUGCUCAAAGAGUGUGUUAUGUUAUAUAUUCUGUUGGACUGUUUCAAUAUUUGUGGGCGUUGCAUCAACAGAAGUGUGUUAGAAACAAAUGUUAUACACCGAUUGGUAUGUGUCUCCCUUACUGAGGGAAAGAACAUUAUAUCAAAACAUCUUUACAACAGGAGAAUGGAAAUAAUAAAAUGGAUGGAAUAAUGCUGAUUCUGUGAAUACUUAGCACACAGCCUCCUUUUCUGUGUAAAACAAUGACCAACUCCGAUCAAUUGUGAAAACAGUUUUCUAAAUGAUUUUUCAAUGCUUAGAAGCAGCAGUGGUUGGUGAGAGGGGUGGUUCAAUUUUCUGCUGUCAAUAACCAUAUAAGAUAUUUGUUAUUUUUAACCAUAAUUAAACAAGGUUUUAUUUAUUUGUGGUUUGUUCCAGAAGAUACUAGCCUCACAGUGAUAUUUGUAAGCAUUUUGUCCUUUCUAGUGAUAUUGCCACAAGAUACUUCAGAUCAUAAAAGGCUUUCUCAUCCAUGUGUACACUUGGGUAGUUAUUAGUAGAAAAGUUUGCAUGUACAGGGCGUGGAAAUAGUGGUGCCACAAUACAAAAAUAAGCCUAACAAUAUGAAAUACAGUUGUACACUUUUAAUAAAUACAUAGCAGCAUCACCAUUUUUAUCACCAUCUUUACAUUUUAAGUUAUGUACUGUCAUCAGACAAAAUACCUUGUUAGUAAUUUAACAUUUUUGCCAUUAUUUUUCAAUAUUUGAUUGCCAUCCUAAAAACAGCUAAAGCCAAAAAAAGGGUAAAUAAGGUAGUCUGAAUUUUUUUUUGUAUUGAAUGUUACUCUAUCUCUUAAUCAUAUUGUGAUUUAGCAUGAAUUCAUAUGUUUUAUGUAUGAUUUCAACAAAAGGCUGCCAGUGAAAAUUGUCAUAACUAACCCUGUUGCCAUAUUUGGGUGUGUAAUUUUUAAAUGCUUCUUCAAUGAUCUGGCAUUUCUGUAGGUUGUAGAAUUAAAUCUGUAUAUGGUUGUAUAUACAAUGUUCUAUAUGUAAUGUAUUAUGUUAUAUGUUUGUUAGUGCAUAAUGUUGAUGCUUUUUAUUGGGACAUGAGGUACUCAUGGAAUAAACCUCAUUUAUAUUGGAAA
Molecule: messenger RNA, 12318 nt
Organism: Mobula hypostoma (lesser devil ray)
Lineage: Eukaryota; Metazoa; Chordata; Chondrichthyes; Myliobatiformes; Myliobatidae
Gene: stxbp5l
Product: syntaxin binding protein 5L
Exons: 29
Coding region: 222-3980 (1252 amino acids)
Biological process (GO): regulation of protein secretion; regulation of exocytosis
Cellular component (GO): plasma membrane; SNARE complex; cytoplasm
Molecular function (GO): syntaxin binding; GTPase activator activity; myosin II binding
Source: RefSeq, a predicted model, not a curated record